Molecule: messenger RNA, 1256 nt
Organism: Juglans regia (Persian walnut)
Lineage: Eukaryota; Viridiplantae; Streptophyta; Magnoliopsida; Fagales; Juglandaceae
Product: F-box protein At3g07870-like
Exons: 2
Coding region: 171-1211 (346 amino acids)
Molecular function (GO): protein binding
Source: RefSeq, a predicted model, not a curated record
AAGGCACGCACGCUUCCGGAGUCGCAACGCAAUGGCAAGCUCGAAUAAGUUAAGAUGUACGCAUUACAUUGACAAUCUUAAACCCUAGCUAGGAACAUCCUUGUCCGGCUAACCGUAUUGGAAUAGCAGCGCAGAUUCACCACGCACGUAUAGCUGUAGCGUCCAGAACCAUGGUGGUUCCGACCAAUCAUAUCCCCGAAGAUGUGCUUACAGACAUUCUCUCGAGGCUCCCUGUCAAGUCCCUCGUUCGAUUCAGUCAAGAAGAAAACCACACAAUCUCCUUGAUAUCGAACAAAACACUGGAUGUAGCAGCCAAGAUAGAUGCUCCUCAAGAAAUAAAGUUUGGAAUUAUUGUGGGUUCCUGCAAUGGCUUAGUCUGUUUAUCUCAGGGUUCAGUUAUUCUCUUAUGGAAUCCUGCAACCAGAGAACAUAAUAUUCUCCCAACACCAUGCAUAGACCCCAGGUUUCCAAAUCUGUCAAUCAUGAAAAUCUCGGUAGGUUUUGGUUUCCAUCUCGAUGACUACAAGGUGGUGAGGAUUGUGUACUUUAGAGGCCUGCAGGAUGGAAAUCCAGUUCAUGCUAAAGUUGAACUGUACUCGACGAGUACAGGUUCUUGGAGAAUGAUCAAUGCCGUCGUUCCCUGUGACAUAGAGCAGCGCAGGUGCGGGGUGAUCCUGAAUGGAGUGCCAUAUUGGCUAGGGUUUGGACCCUUUUGGCCAAACACAAUCUUCGGACCUGGGGAGCCUCGUCGUGACGAGUUUGUCUUAUCUUUCGACAUGGGCAAGGAGGUAUUCGACCUGGUGGGCCUGCCAGACCCAGAUGCCAAAGGUUCUUGCCAUAAAUACAGCAAGAAGCUAGGUGCAUAUAAGGGAAGUGUUGCUUUAAUCUAUUAUCCCUGCCACGAACAUGUUGACAACUUUAUCGAAUUUUGGGUCAUGAAAGAUAAUGAUCUUGGUAUUGACGAUUGUUGGAGUAGAGUACUGAGGAUUGGACCGUUUUCUAGCAUUGGGAUCCCACUGGGGUGUUGGAAUAAUGGAGUGGUCAUAUGGCAGAACGAUAAAGACGAGUUGUUUCUGUACAACCCCUUUACUAAAGACGUCAAGAAACUUUCAACUCAUGGGGCUACAAAGUUUUCUGCCAGUGUUUCUACUUACGUGGAGAGCCUACUUCCAGUGAUUAACACUGGUAUUAAAAGAUAUGUAAUAGCUUGAGGCUAAGCACAGAUUUUGAAUAAUAUUAAGUAGAGUUAUGCUGUA